GUCGACCAAGCAUGACCAAGCCCUGCUGGUAGAAUCAGACAGAGAUGACAAAGCAAAGCAAAGCGAACAGAAGAACUCUGAGGACGAAGAAGAUGAGGAGGGUGGAGGCGAUGAGACGGAGCAUGAGGAUGAAGAAGAGUGUUCAGAAAAUGAAAAAGAUGAAGAUGAACAGCACUGCGAAGAGGAGGACGAAGGAGAGGAGGACGAAGGAGAGGAGGACGAAGGAGAGGAGGACACACAUGUGAAGGCCAAGAACAGGGAUGAAGCAAAGGAAAGUCCAGCGGAAGAAACGAGUGAAAAUGAAGAACCACUGGUUCCGUCAGAGCAGGAGGAUGAGGAAAAUACUGCAAAGAAAGCACAUGCGCUAGAGGAAGAAGACAAUGAAGACGACGAGAACGUGCAAGAAGAGGAGGACGAGGCUGGGCAAGAAGAUGAAUGCAGAGAAGAAACAUGUGCAGCGAAGGACUCCGACACAGAAAAAGAAGAAGAUACGAAGAGGGAAGAGCAGGAAGAAGACGCAGGAGAUGAGGAGUCAGAGGAUGAAGAACCCGCUGCUGCUGCUGACAAGGAGGAAGAAGACAAAGAUGAAGGUGAAGAAGAUGCUGAGGAAGUUGAGUUGUCACAGACGGGCAAUGAAGAAAGGCAAGAUGAUGCAGAAGACAGUGAAGGUGACAACAUGGAAGAAGAGGAGGACGAGGCUGAGCAGGAAGAUGAAUGCAGAGAAAAAACAUGUGCAGCGAAGGACUCCGAAGCAGAAGACGAAGAAGAUACAAAGAGGGAAGAGCAGGAAGAAGACGCAGGAGAUGAGGAGUCAGAGGAUAAAGAAGAAGACAAAGAUGAAGGUGAAGAAGAUGCUGAGGAAGUUGAGUUGUCACAGACGGGCAAUGAAGAAAAGCAAGAUGAUGCAGAAGACAGUGAAGGUGACAACAUGGAAGAAGAGGAGGACGAGGCUGAGCAGGAAGAUGAAUGCAGAGAAAAAACAUGUGCAGCGAAGGACUCCGAAGCAGAAGACGAAGAAGAUACAAAGAGGGAAGAGCAGGAAGAAGACGCAGGAGAUGAGGAGUCAGAGGAUAAAGAAGAAGACAAAGAUGAAGGUGAAGAAGAUGCUGAGGAAGUUGAGUUGUCACAGACGGGCAAUGAAGAAAAGCAAGAUGAUGCAGAAGACAGUGAAGGUGACAACAUGGAGGAAGAGGAGGACGAGGCUGAGCAGGAAGAUGAAUGCAGAGAAAAAACAUGUGCAGCGAAGGACUCCGAAGCAGAAGAGGAAGAAGAUACAAAGAGGGAAGAGCAGGAAGAAGACGCAGGAGAUGAGGAGUCAGAGGAUGAAGAAGGAGCAGAGGCAAGUGGGGAGGAGGCUGAGGUGACAAGGGAUGGGUUCGAACCUGAGGGAGAGGACGAAGUGGAAUGCAUAGAAAUUCACAAGAAAUGCCAACAGCUCCUUAAUCAAAUGAACGCUGAAGAAGAACUGAAGGCCGAAGAAAUGUUUGAACUUCUUCUUGACUCAUCACCAGUGCCAAAUGAUGAGGCUGAGGAGAGCUACUUCGAGGAGAAUGGACAAACCUCCAUAUGCGAAGAAGACACCGAGGAGGAGGCAAAGGAGGAAGAGAGUGAUGAAAAUGAUGAGCACAAAGAAAUGGAACAAGAGGAAAGCAACGCUACCAAGAAACGACCAUUGCAGAAAGGUGAGGCAAAGGAAAAGCCUGGCAGCGCAAAGAAGACAAAGACCGAAGACAAUGAGGAUGCAGGCAGUGAGGAAGAACCACACUCUCCAAAGUCUACAGGGUCACUUUCUCUUUCGCUUUCAGAAGCAUCGUCUUCAUCAAGUUCAACAAGCAGUGAUGAUGACAGUGACAGUGAUGAGAUGGAAGGUGAGAAGGAAGGGAGUGAGCAUGAUGAAGAAGGAGGCGAAGAUCAACAGAAGGAUGACAGUGAGGUGACCAUGGGAAAAGGAGAAAAGAAUCCAGAGGAGGCGGAUGAGACAGGGCUUCGAAAGCAAUAUCCCAAAACCAAUUUGAAGAGAUGGUCCAAAACAAGAUGGUCUACCCCUAUUCCCAACAAUGGACAAUGGUCUUAUGAAGUUCGUUUGGCUGACUUUCUCAACAAAAAGCAAAGCACGAUCCCUGACCUGUGCAAAGCUCGUGAAGCGGAUGAUGCAGUUCCAGUGUUUGUGGAACGGCCCAUGCGUCGCAUUCGCAAGAAGCAUUCAGGACUCCCAGUGCUUCCAGAAGCCGGUGCUGGUCCCAAGGCCACCUCUGCACACACCAGCUCUGUGGGAAAGCAGGAUGGCAGCAAAGUUGCUGAAGUUGUGUUCGAGGACUUCAUGGCCUACAAUGAUUCAAAGUAUGCUGACGGCUGGGUUGUAGAGAUCCGGCGAAGACUCAGUGGAAAACACGAGGGGGAUGUCUACAUGGUCUACAUCACACCCCAAGGCCGAAAGAAAUACGUACUGAGAACAUGUGAAAACGCAGCCAAUGACUCUUUCCUGCCUUGUGUUGUGGUGGACGUAGAAGUUUGUGCUGGAGAAGGAAAUCUUUCGAGAUCUCUACAGCGGUGUGGAUACAAAGUGAAAGCUUUUGACGCAACUUGGACUUACAACUUAACUUUUACCUGGCAUGCAGUUGUGCGCUACAGCUACCAUGGUCACCUGCUCUCUGUGCGCACGCACAAGGUCGCGCCAUACAACCGGGCGGUCAUGGUGGGAUCCAGCUGGAGGCUCUGGGGGGCCUUACCAGCGAUGGCGACGUUGAAGAGACCGAUCUCGAUCAAACAGCUCAGGGAGGCCUUGGCAAGGACUGACUACCAAGCUUUGCAGUGCAUUUGCAAAGAUUGCCAAUGUGACGAAACCAGUAGCCGCAAGUUGACUGCAAAAGACUUGGAAAAACUACGUGCUCUCAAGGCAAAGGUGAUUCCCAGCAAGGGCAUCAAGGAGUUCGAAGAGAAGAACAUAGGGAAAGCUUUGAGGACUGAUGCAGACAAAAAAGAAAAGGUUAAAGACAAGAAGACCGUUGCAGAACAAGCAAAGAGAUGCAGCACAGCCCUGACUGACGAAAGGCCUGGAAAGGUUCAGAAGAAGACUGGCCAGGACCAGUCUAAAGGAACCUGCCCAGGCACAAACCAUGCAGCAAAAAAGAAGACUGAGGAGAAAGGACAAGCUGCACCGAGCAAGGCUUCAAAGACGGCUGCAUCUAAGGAGGCAGAAGAGAAGGACGAGAAAAAGGAAGGCAAGGUGAAGGAUAAGGCAAAGCAGAAGGAGAAGCAGAGCAACCCUGCCCCUGAGGAGAAGACAAGUGAAGCUGCACCGAGCAAGGCUUCAAAGAAGACUGCACCUGCGGAGGAAAAACACAAGGACGAGAAGAAGGAAGGCAAGGCGAAGGAUAAGGCAAAGCAGAAGGAGAAGCAGAGCAAACCUACCACUGAGGAGAAGACACCAGAAGCUGCACCGACCAAGGCUGCAAAGAAGGUCGCAAUCGCAGAGGCACAAGGCAAGAACGAGAAGAAGGAAGGCAAUGCAAAUGAUAAGGCAAAGCAAAAGGAGAAGCAGAGCAAGCCUGCCCCUGAGGAGAAGACAAGUGAAGCUGCACCGAGCAAGGCUUCAAAGAAGACUGCACCUACGGAGGAAGAAGACAAGGACGAGAAGAAGGAAGGCAAGGUGAAGGAUAAGGCAAAGCAGAAGGAGAAGCAGAGCAACCCUGCCCCUGAGGAGAAGACAAGUCAAGCUGCACCGAGCAAGGCUUCAAAGAAGACUGCACCUAUGGAGGAAGAAGACAAGGACGAGAAGAAGGAAGGCAAGGUGAAGGAUAAGGCAAAGCAGAAGGAGAAGCAGAGCAAACCGGCCCCUGAGGAGAAGACAAGCGAAGCUGCACCAAGCAAGGCUUCAAAGAAGACUGCACCUACGGAGGAAGAAGACAAGGACGAGAAGAAGGAAGGCAAGGCGAAGGAUAAGGCAAAGCAGAAGGAGAAGCAGAGCAAACCGGCCCCUGAGGAGAAGACAAGUGAAGCUGCACCGAGCAAGGCUUCAAAGAAGACUGCACCUACGGAGGAAGAAGGCAAGGACGAGAAGAAGGAAGGCAAGGCGAAGGAUAAGGCAAAGCAGAAGGAGAAGCAGAGCAAACCGGCCCCUGAGGAGAAGACAAGUGAAGCUGCACCGAGCAAGGCUUCAAAGAAGACUGCACCUACGGAGGAAGAAGACAAGGAUGAGAAGAAGGAAGGCAAGGCGAAGGAUAAGGCAAAGCAGAAGGAGAAGCAGAGCAACCCUGCCCCUGAGGAGAAGACAAGUGAAGCUGCACCGAGCAAGGCUUCAAAGAAGACUGCACCUAUGCAGGAAGAAGACAAGGACGAGAAGAAGGAAGGCAAGGUGAAGGAUAAGGCAAAGCAGAAGGAGAAGCAGAGCAAGCCUGCCCCUGAGGAGAAGACAAGUCAAGCUGCACCGAGCAAGGCUUCAAAGAAGACUGCACCUACGGAGGAAGAAGACAAGGACGAGAAGAAGGAAGGCAAGGUGAAGGAUAAGGCAAAGCAGAAGGAGAAGCAGAGCAACCCUGCCCCUGAGGAGAAGACAAGUCAAGCUGCACCGAGCAAGGCUUCAAAGAAGACUGCACCUAUGGAGGAAGAAGACAAGGAUGAGAAGAAGGAAGGCAAGAAGGAGACAAAGAAGAGCGAGCAUCAACUGGUGCCCGUGUCGAAAGUGGAGAAUUCACGGGGAAACAAAAGGGCAGCAAAUGCAGCACUUGAACCUGAGAAUGCACCCGACGGUUCCGAAAGGCCAGCCAAGAGAACAGCUGCUGCUCUGGAAGUUGCAAAGAACAAGCGAAAAGAACGGGAGGUGGAAGAGCAGGAUCGUUUGGCGAAACUUGAGAAAGUGGGCACGAUGGAAUCGUUUGAUUUGCUCAACUCACCUGUGCCUCGUUCGCUGUCCUUCAGCCAGGCUACACCAAGCACAAGUGGCAAAAAGCAGCGCAUGACGAAUCUGAGUGAUGAGCAAAAGUUAGAGCUGGCAGCUAUGACAAGUGCUUCAGACAUGGAGCCAGGAGAGCGGAAAAGGCAGUACUCUGCCUUGCGCAGGGCGAUAUACAAAGACGCAAGCCCAGCCCUGGUAGCUAAGUUCAGCCUCGCUACAGAUGGGGAGAGGCCUGGAAAUCCAGAGAUCGUUGAUGUGCAGUUGCUUGAUCCUUUCCUCGGGUGUGGCUCCGUGCAGGCACCAAACAAUCCCAAAGCGAAGAUGUUCAAGGUAUUGAAAGAAGUGAUCGAGGUUUCCCUAUCGGGAAGAGUCCGCGACGCGGCUGGCAAAGCCCUCCUUGCCAAGCAGCUAGGGGAUCUCAACACCAACGUGCCACAGUUUGACCUCAAGACUGGCGCAAUCAGAUCCAAGAAGGCCAAGAAAGAAAAGUCCCCAGUGGAACAGGUGGAUCCAGUAGAACUCUGUGAUUUCAUCAAUGGUGAAAAGGAUCUCCUAAAGGAGUGUGAUGCUGAUGUGAAAGACGCCAAACGGCGUAUCAAUGCUGUGAAACCCAAGCGAAGGCUAGCUGCGAUGUACCGCUAUGACUUUACGCUCUUCAAGGAAAAAUUCAUUGGGCCUGAUGGUGAAGCUGUGGUGCUGGCGAAGUGGCUGAAGAGUGUGACGCUUGCUGUGGCAUCCGGAGAUCCUACAAACGAACACGCCGCGCUCCGUGCUGCUGUCUUUGUGAAUGUGGUGGCUAUGCGAGGGUUCAUGUCGGACGCGGACAAUGGGCACAUCACAUUGUCUCCAAACAACCUGCUUGGUUUGCAAAGGGCGAAUUAUUUGUUUCACGCGGCCUUGAACAGCUACAUGGAUGCAAUCAAAACUUUGGCUGUGCAUUUGUGUGACUG
Messenger RNA from Cladocopium goreaui, 5844 nucleotides. The record is from the annotation of a GenBank genome assembly. Lineage: Eukaryota; Dinophyceae; Suessiales; Symbiodiniaceae.